Molecule: messenger RNA, 1740 nt
Organism: Trematosphaeria pertusa
Lineage: Eukaryota; Fungi; Ascomycota; Dothideomycetes; Pleosporales; Trematosphaeriaceae
Product: GIY-YIG-domain-containing protein
Exons: 1
Coding region: 225-1286 (353 amino acids)
Biological process (GO): double-strand break repair via homologous recombination
Cellular component (GO): Slx1-Slx4 complex
Molecular function (GO): crossover junction DNA endonuclease activity; 5'-flap endonuclease activity
Source: RefSeq, a predicted model, not a curated record
UACUGUGCAUCUAGGUCCAAUAGCAGGUAUAGUUAGGUAACUGUCCGAGCAAUCUUACUAGGUAUUAUCUGCGCGGCGCGACUUAAGUCCGGGGGACUCACGACCGCGACUGCCUCGGUCGCCGCGUCGCGCCUUCCUUUUGCUGUUGCGCUUAUUUCUGCCUGUUGUUGCAUCAUCAAAACAUCCAUCCCUCCUCCACAACGCGAGGCGCAGACAGCUCCAACAUGGACAAGCCAAUUCCAGCAUUCUACUGCUGCUAUCUCCUGCGCUCCAAGAACCGAAAGUCGUACUACAUCGGGAGCACGCCCAACCCGGCGCGUCGCCUUGCCCAACACAAUGGGGCGAGCAAGGGCGGUGCAAAACGGACCUCAAUGCAGGGGAAGAGGCCCUGGGAGAUGACCUGCAUCGUCACAGGAUUCCCUUCGAAAUACGCAGCGUUGCAGUUCGAAUGGGCAUGGCAGAACGCGCACGCGACCCGGCAUAUCGAGAAAGAUGUUCGCGAUGCGAGAGUGGAGCAGUUGCAGAAGGGCACGAAGGGAUCAACCAGUAACAAGAGGAAGAGGCCCCCGAUGUCACUGGAAGCGAGGCUCAAGAAUCUCCACUACUUACUAGGCGUCAAGAGCUUUGUAAGAUGGCCACUGGACGUCCGAUUCUUUGCUCCGGACGUGUUCGCGCUGUGGGAGAAACAUACGGCCAACAUGACGCCGAAGCUCCGAAAGAGCAUCCUCGUGCAGCUCACGCCUGCAGAGCCACCAGUCCCAGCAACUGACGCAUCGAACGAAGAGCAAGCAUUCAAGGUUCCUGACGUCAUCCGAGCGAUACCAAUUGCAUACGAAGACUGCAAAGCGCACGUUGAGAAGGCGAGGACGCUGUUGGGGGACAGUCAAGAGAGGUCUUGCGGUGUCUGCAGAAAGAAGGCGAACGGGAAGGUAUUAGUCUGCCCAGUCGGAACAUGCCCCACCGUCACCCAUAUGAUAUGCCUCUCCCAACGAUUUCUUGCCGAAGAAGGCACCCAAGACGCUCUGAUCCCCAUCGAAGGCACCUGUCCUGGCUGCCACGCGCCAGUCAAAUGGGGCACGCUAGUGAAAGAGCUCAGCCUACGCAUGUACGGCCAGAAAGAGAUCGAAGCUAUGUUCAAGCCGAAGAAGAAUAAGAAGGCGGACAGCGCCUCCGAGGUGGAGCCGGCAGAGCCACAAGAAGUUGGGGAGCAAGACGAUGACUUGGACGAGACAUGGAUGGACGAAGUGGACGAGGAUGAUGAUCUCCCUCAACUCAAGAUUGGAUGAUGACGGCCCAGCCACCUCACCACGGCUCAACCGAUCUCAAUGACAAAUCCUCCUUAUCGACCUUCUCCACCACCCUAUCUACCGCCGCCUUCACCCUGCUCUGUACCUCCUCCAAGCUCGCUCCGGCAUCGAUCCUCACGAAAUCGUCCUUCUCGCUGCUCUCCAUCAGAACAUUGAACAACUCCCUUACCCCAUCCUGCAUCUCCUGUUUCUCAUACUUCUCAGUCCCAUAUCCACCUCGUUUCGCAGCAUCUUCGGCAGAUAUAUCAAGGAAUAUACAGGCAUCCGGACGCGGGAGUCCGACUUCUGGGUGCCGCGCCCAGGCGAGGGAAAGCGUGGGAUUGUGCUUUGCGGCGCUGUACACGCAGCCAGAGUAGUAAUAACGGUCUAUUAUCACGGUAGUGCCAGCAGAUAUGUCGGCUUGUAUGGACGCACUAAUAGACUGUCAGUCAUU